AUGGUAGGCCUGAAUGGUCAGGAUGUUGAGAUGAGGAAUUACAGCUCUUCCCCCACUUCGCUAUCCUCACCCCCCUCGGGCUCCCUCUCCGAGCCUGGCUCGCCCUCGCGUCUGAAUGCUGGCAGGGCAAACAUCGCCACAGACGAGAUGGACGAGAUCAUUGUCGAUCUGGCCACCGGCAGCAGGCUCAACGUGCCCCAGACACAGGCACACGUCCAGCAGCCGCCACCGCAGCAGCAGUAUCCCGAAGGUGUACGCCUGACCGUGCACGGAGUUCCCAGAAAGAAGCCAGGUCGGAAGCCCGGCUCCACCGUCAAGCCCAAGCCUGCCGCUGAUGGCAGCUCUACCAACACCGAGGCUCCCAAGGUGAGGCGGCCCAGGAAGCCUCGCGAUCCCAACGCGCCCCCCAUCCAGCGCAAGAGGAAGAGUGCGCCUCCUGCCGAUAUGCCCGCCGCUGCCGAGCCCACCACCUUCACCUCGGCCUCCGGCCGCCAGCCCAAAAUCACGGAGCUGACUUCUAUGCGCAUGGACAUUGACUCUCGUCCCCAGUCGGUCGGGUCCUCUCAACCUCCCGAGAAGAUGGCCAAGCGCGAAGCCAUGCCGACGUCUAUGCAGAGCAUCCUGAAUGCCGACCCCCCACCACAUACUCAGCACUCGCCACCUUCCCAUUCACAGUCCAUGAGUCGCGGCCAAAGCUACGACCCCAUUCGCUCCUCCACCUACGACCCCGUGCGGGAGACCAUGCUUUCCCGCGACCCUUACGGCACUGGCCCCCUCGGUUCCCCUCGGGCUCCUGCCCAGGUUCCCAACCGCACCAGUGCGUCUCCAUCUAUCGCCAGCCUGGUUGACCCUCCUCCCUUUUCCAACAUGAGGUCUCCUGGUCAAAGCUACAGCACUGCCGCUACCAGUGCCUCUCGAUAUCCUGACUCUGGAUCCCAUCCGCCAUCGCCCUCCAAUACCCUUCGUAGUGUUUCGGGAGCUGCGGCGGCGCCGACGGCGCCCAAGGCAAGCAGCACUGAGACGAAGAAGGCCCCACCUCUGCCGUCGGCGCCUACCACCAUUAAGAAGGCCGAGGAGGCCAAGGCGGCAGCCCUGGGCACUUCCGGCAGAGACGUCACCAUGUCCGGCACCACAUCGGCAUCCAGCAAGAAGUCCGCGUCUGCCGCCCAGCAGGAGCGCAAGCAGCCUCGAGGCUCCAGCCGGGCUUCAUCUCCCAAGCUUGUCAGCCUCAAGGAUGUCCUGCCGCCCAUUCCCGAUCUCCCGGAGCGAUCAAUUUUGGACUUUGGCAAAGUCAAUCCCGGCGAGGAGGCCACUGCACCAUCCAUCAUUCUGCACGUACCCCUCAACGGCGAGACGAACAAGUACAUCAACUUUAUGCGCAUGGCCGAGGAGCAGUAUGGCUGGGACGCGCUCCACCCCCGCCUAGCCGCACAUCGCGACCGCAAGGCACGGAUCGCUGCCGCCUCGGCCGCGUUGGAGAAGCAGGGCUCGGGCCGCGAGUCUGGAGACGAGAUGUCUGUCGACCUGCAGUCCGGCGACGAGGGAAGCAAUGCCGAGGGCCCCAACGGUGGCGGCACCAGCGGGCCCGACGGCGCGCCUGCGAAGCCCGUGCGCAAGAAGCGAAAUUUCAAGGAGGAUGAGUACGACAAGGACGACGACUUUGUCGACGACUCGGAGAUGCUCUGGGAGGAGCAGGCCGCCGCGAGCCGUGACGGGUUCUUUGUGUACUCGGGCCCGCUCGUCCAGGAGGAAGCGAAGCCUGCUGU
Messenger RNA from Thyridium curvatum, 1766 nucleotides. RefSeq lists its product as uncharacterized. The transcript has a single exon. The annotation marks the transcript as partial. NCBI's taxonomy places the organism in Eukaryota, Fungi, Ascomycota, Sordariomycetes, Thyridiales, Thyridiaceae. The record is from RefSeq and is a predicted model, not a curated record.